Oppia nitens is the source of this 2744-nucleotide messenger RNA. Its product is annotated as probable nuclear hormone receptor HR38. Gene Ontology annotation, cellular component: transcription regulator complex; nucleus. The transcript has 8 exons. Gene Ontology annotation, biological process: cellular response to corticotropin-releasing hormone stimulus; regulation of transcription by RNA polymerase II. Gene Ontology annotation, molecular function: nuclear glucocorticoid receptor binding; RNA polymerase II cis-regulatory region sequence-specific DNA binding; zinc ion binding. The coding region runs from base 363 to 2393 and encodes 676 amino acids. The record is from RefSeq and is a predicted model, not a curated record. Lineage: Eukaryota; Metazoa; Arthropoda; Arachnida; Sarcoptiformes; Oppiidae.
ACAAUCAGUCACAACAAGUUCAUCAACGCAUCGCUUGUCGAUAUCCAUCACAUCCAUUGAAUAACUCUUUCUCGACCACAGACUUUGAGCCAAAAAAUACCUACCAUUGGCUCAAUUCAUCGCAUCAUAACUGGACUCAUCAUAAGUGUUCACAAAAAGAUAGCGGGACAGACCAAACAAGAUUGCAAACCGAGUCUACAAAUAUCGCAACUCAUCCCAAACUUUUGAAUUAUAAUUGUCAACCAUAUUAUUGUCUACAAAAUAAUAAUAAUAAUAACGCGUGUAAUAAUAAUACUGGUGACCAACUGCACGGUAUCGAUACCGUUGCAACAGUUCACAAGAAAUUGAAAUUGGAUACAACCAUGAUAUUACUUCAACAACAUCAGAGUGCUUCGUUUGGCAGUACUGGCACUUUGCUGGGCACCGACCUUACAGUCAAUCCCUAUAAUAUAAUUGACGACACUUUUGAAGACUUCAAACUUUUUGACUUUCCUAUAGAGGACUCACUUGACGACGAGUCGGACUUUGCUGACUUGACCGAUAUGUACAGUCAACCAACAGAGCAGUCAUUGUCACCCACCUGUCAAAGUACUGCUCCGUCAACUACUUGUUCAUUGGAAUCAGUUUCGGUCACUUCGACGCCAUCGACUCCCAACGCAGCCAUUCUUCCCAGUUUUCUCGAAACAUACUCUCCUCGUUACAGACAACAGGUAUCAGCUUCAGGAGGAAUGUAUUUCAAAUUUGAAGACAUUGGAUCUGAAGACGAUUCACUCGAGAGCGACAACUUUUCUUUGAAUCCGCGCUCCAAUAUUUCAGUUGCUUCAGUUGGCUCUCCAUCUCUAUCUCCCGCUUCUUAUUGCGGACAACUUCUUCCUAAUACAAAUGUGACGCCAUUAGUGUUAAAACAAGAAGCACCCGACACUUAUAUUCCAUCAACCAGUGGACCGACACCAAUGGAUAUCAGUUACGGAGCUUCGGUACCGAUGACAACACGCAACACAUACCAAAGCGGUGCAACAUAUCCUCUAACCAGUGAUAAACCUGUUGUCGCCAACAAAGUAACGCAACAACACUAUCAGUUCAAUACUUUCACGCCUUCAACCAUUCAAUCUCAAACCAUUGCACCGCAGGAGAGCAUAUCAUAUCAGUGCUCAUCAAUUGAAACAAAAACUAAUUACUGUCCCUCACUUCACAACAUAUCUUCAUAUCAAAGCGAUUCCUCUCCUCAACUUAACAACACUAAAGUUCAGCGCAAAGCACCGUUGACUCUGGCGAGUCCCACGUCCUCCGAGUCAAGUGUUUGCAUGCAAACACCCGCCACUCCGACCACCACUAACUCAAACAGAUCGUCACCAAAUGAUUCCCCCUCUCCAAGUCAAUUGUGCGCUGUUUGUGGUGAUAACGCCGCCUGUCAGCACUAUGGUGUCCGCACCUGUGAAGGAUGCAAAGGCUUUUUUAAAAGAACUGUUCAAAAAGGAGCCAAAUAUGUCUGUCUCGGCAAUAAGGACUGUCCCGUUGAUAAACGACGGCGUAAUAGAUGCCAGUUCUGCCGAUUCCAGAAAUGUCUGGCCGUCGGAAUGGUUAAAGAAGUUGUCAGAACUGAUAGUCUUAAAGGACGAAGAGGUCGAUUGCCGUCAAAGCCAAAGUCACCACAAGAGUCUCCGCCUUCGCCACCAAUUAGCACAAUCACAGCACUUGUGAGGGCACACGUGGACACAACACCAGAUUUAGCUAAUCUUGACUAUAGUCUCUUUAAAAAGUCAAGUGAUCCCAAUAGUGAUAAUGGAUCCGAAGCUGAAUAUAUUACACAAUUUUAUAACAUCUUAAUGUCAUCUCUUGAAGUUAUCCAUAAUUUUGCUGAAAAAGUCCCGGGUUUUACAGAUCUCGACAAAUCCGAUCAAACUUUAUUGUUUCAGUCGGCAUGUCUUGAGUUGUUUGUCUUGAGAAUGGCCUACAGAAUGCAGUCAAACUCGGAUAGGUUUACAUUUUGUAAUGGAUUUAUAUUAAGUAAAUAUCAGUGCGAACGGAGUUUUGGUGAGUGGUUGACAUCAAUUAUAGACUUUUCACAACACAUCCGUCUAAUGGAUUUAGACAUCUCUGCAUUUGCCUGUUUAUGCGCUCUCACUCUUGUCACAGAUCGACACGGUUUGAAAGAUGCCUAUAAAGUGGAACAGUUGCAGAUGAAGAUCAUAAACAGUCUUAAAGAUCACGUCACAUACAAUAGUGAAGCACAGAAAAAGCCUCACUAUUUCUCCAGAAUUUUGGCAAAACUGCCGGAUUUGCGCACACUUUCUGUCAAUGGUUUGCAAAGGAUUUUCUGUCUGAAACUCGAAGACGUUGUCUCAACACCGGCUGCUAUCGAAAGUAUGUUUUCGCCGACUCUACCCUAUUGAACAUUACUGACCACCACUUACUUUAAUGACCACAACAAUCACUAUAACACAUACACACAAACAAAACGAUUGAAACAAUUUCACGGACCCAUUCAUUCAAACUUUUAGCACCAUUUUUCAGUAUUAAUUGAUUAAAUACUCCCAAGGAUUACAUAAUAUUGACUUUAAAACUUAAUUUAUAGAAUUUAUUAGUUAUUAUUAAACAUUAUAUGAUUGAUAAUAUAAAUGUUUAUCUUCUAAUAUAAAUCUAUUAUUAGCUAUAAUGAGAGCAUUUAUUUCAUUUGUUAGCACCAAUACCACUGCCGUUACAUGUAGUGAAUAAUCGCUACUUAAUUAUAAUUAAAUUAUUAU